Messenger RNA from Hyla sarda, 1927 nucleotides. RefSeq names its product all-trans-retinol 13,14-reductase-like. Lineage: Eukaryota; Metazoa; Chordata; Amphibia; Anura; Hylidae. The record is from RefSeq and is a predicted model, not a curated record. The coding region runs from base 79 to 1887 and encodes 602 amino acids. The transcript is spliced from 12 exons. Gene Ontology annotation, molecular function: oxidoreductase activity.
CCUGUGUUCGCUGGCUUUCUAUGACUUUCUGCUGAAGUCUGGGUUUUUCCAUUGUCUUUGUAACGCAUUGCUCCAGUGAUGUUACUAUGGAUCUUGCCUCCCUUGCUCUUGUCUAUUGUGCUUUUCUAUUUCUACCUGCGGUUGUAUUAUGGAUGGGGGAGCCUCUUUAGAGAAGAUUGUAUUCAGCCCCCAAGACCUCUAGUCACUGACAAGAGAACUAGGGACAAGGUUCUUAAACAAGGAUUUUCUCAGGACAAAAUCCCACCUAACCUGGAUGCUCUUGUUAUUGGAAGUGGUGUUGGGGGGCUCUCAGCAGCUUCUGCACUUGCGAAAGCUGGGAAAAGAGUCCUUGUUUUAGAGCAACAUGAUCAAGCAGGAGGUAGUUGUCACACAUUCCAAGAGCAUGGGUACGAAUUUGACGUGGGUCUCCACUAUGUUGGGCAGAUGCAUGAAGGAGGAAUGUUUAGGGUGAUCAUGGACCAGUUAACAGAUGGACAACUGCAAUGGAUCCGUCUGGGAAACCAUUAUGAGUCCAUUAUCAUAGGACAUAAGGUUUACAAAGUUUAUGCUGGAAAAUGUGAAUAUCCAGAUGCUUUAAAGAAGCAGUUUCCAGGAGAAGAAGAAGCCAUUGACAAAUUUGUAACUUUGAUGAAGAAGGUGGCACGUCACGUACCACUGGUGGCAAUGUUGAAGAUCAUGCCUCAGUAUUUAGCCCUUCUUCUUGUGAAGUCUGGCCUCCUUCAUCGACUGUCUUCAGUUUUCCACCUUGCAGAGUCCAAUCACCAGGAUGUGGUGGAAAGGCUAACUAGCAAUACAGAGCUCCAGACCAUGUUCAGCUACCUUUUCUAUGGCGUCCCUCCCAAUGACUCGAGCUUCAUGAUCAAUGCCCUUCUUCUCCAUCAUUACAAAAGAGGAGCCUGGUAUCCUCGAGGAGGGAGCAGUGAAAUUGCCUUCCAUAUGAUUCCUGUUAUAGAGCGUGCUGGAGGCAAGGUUCUUGUAAGGGCCCCUGUUACACGAAUCUUGUUAGACAAUGGAAUAGCCACAGGGGUUGCUGUACAACAUAAAGACAAGGAAAUAUGUAUUCAUGCUCCUGUGGUCAUAUCAGAUGCUGGCUUGUUUAAUACCUUUGAGCAACUUCUACCUCCUGCAGUUAGGAAUACACCAGAAGUGGAGUGCCUCUUGUCUAAUCUGCAGUAUGGGAUGGGAUGCUUCCUAGUCUUUGUAGGCAUACAGGGGAUGAGUGAUGAGCUGGGACUGAAGUCUACCAACCUCUGGAUCUACUCAGAGAGUGACCUCAACAGCAUGAUGGAGAAAUUCUCAAGUUUGGAUUUCGAGCAGGUAUGCAAACAAUUACCCCUGAUGUUCAUCACGUUUCCAUCUGCUAAGGAUCCCACUUACAGUCAGAGACAUCCAGGCCGAUCAUGUAUGACCCUGCUGACCAUGGCACCUUAUAGUUGGUUCCAACAAUGGAGUGGUCAAAAGCCACGCCACCGCGGAGAUGAGUACCACAGUAUGAAGAUGAAAUUGGCUGAGCAUAUGGUUGAAAGAGCAAUAAAAGAAUUUCAACAACUACAAGGCAAGAUUGAAUACAUAGAAGCUGCCACCCCAGUGAGUAAUGAAUUCUACCUACGAGCACCCAAGGGAUCCAUGUAUGGUGCUGAGCAGAACUGCAGUAGAUACCAGUGUGAGAUUAUUAGCAGAAUGAGGUCACAGACUGUAGUGCCGGGAUUAUACCUGACAGGGCAGGAUGUCUUCAGCAGCGGGGUGGCAGGUGCGGUACAUGGAGGUUUGCUGUGCGCCUCCGCUGUCCUCAAUAAAAUCCUGUACAUCGACCUAUUGAUGCUGAAAAAGAGGCUAAAACGUCGCAUAAGACAGAGGCUCUCAUAGAGUGAACGGACUGGCGGAAAUGGAGAGCGGUCCUCAUCUG